AUGGAGGACAAUCUUGAAGACGAUAGAUCAUUGGGUAUGAAGUUUUGCUCAGAAUGCAACAAUAUGUUGUAUCCAAGAGAAAACCGAAGACUCAAAACACUCGAAUAUAAAUGUAGACAUUGCGAUUUUAGUGAAAGAGUUCCAACAGAUGAAUACACUGUUUAUAAAAACGAUAUUAAAGCUUCCAAGGAUAUUCAAUGGAGUAAUAUUGAUUGGAACGAAUUAACAAAAGAUCCAACUCUUCCAAGAGGUACUGUUGGUAUUGGUGCUUGUCCAAAAUGUGGCCACAGUGAAGUUGUCUAUCUACAAACAGGUUUUGGUAUUACUAAAGAAAAUCAAGGUGGUAUGAAUUUGUGGUUGAUUUGUACGGGUUGUAACCACAGAUUCAAGAAUGACAAGAAAUAA
Molecule: messenger RNA, 405 nt
Organism: Naegleria gruberi
Lineage: Eukaryota; Heterolobosea; Eutetramitea; Acrasida; Naegleriidae
Exons: 1
Coding region: 1-405 (134 amino acids)
Biological process (GO): maintenance of transcriptional fidelity during transcription elongation by RNA polymerase II; transcription-coupled nucleotide-excision repair; DNA-templated transcription
Cellular component (GO): RNA polymerase II, core complex
Molecular function (GO): DNA-directed RNA polymerase activity
Source: RefSeq, a predicted model, not a curated record